AUGGGACAACGUGUUUCGCGAACUGAUUUUGAAUGGGUUCAGAAUGAACAGCCGCAUAUUGGACGACGUGAUGCCAUGUUAAAGAAGUACCCGGAGAUCAAACGAUUGUUCGGUCCGGAUCAAUCUCUUAAAUUAACUGUUUCGGCAUUAGUUGUUACUCAGUUGAUCAUGCUGCACGUGAUGCAGCAUCAGUCGUGGAAAAUUAUUCUCUUGGUUGCGUACAUUUUCGGUAGUGUGAUUAACCACUCAUUAAUGGUUGCCAGCCACGAGAUAGUGCACAACAUGGCAUUCGGACAUUCUAGACCCCUAGCCAAUCGUUAUUUUGGAAUGUGGUGUAAUAUACCAAUUGGAGUACCAUUUUCAGUAACCUACAAAAAGUAUCACACUCUUCACCACAAAUAUUUAGCAGAGGGAUCCCUAGAUCACGAUAUUCCAACGGUUUUCGAAGCGAAAAUGUUCUCUACGACAUUUGGAAAGUUUGCGUUUCUCAUACUACAACCAAUAUUUUUUGUACUAAGACCAUUUUUUGUCAAUCCGAUGCCAAUUCAGAAGUUAGAAAUAAUUAAUGCUGUAGUGCAAGUUACAUUCGAUGUAUUAGUUACAACAGUAUUUGGCUGGAAGAUGCUCUUUUAUUUGCUCAUUUGUUCAUUUUUUGCGUUGAGCCUUCAUCCUAUAUCUGGACACCUCAUUGCUGAUCACUACAUGUUUAAAAAGGGCUUUGAGACUUACUCCUACUACGGGCCUCUUAACAAAAUCCAUUUCAAUGUUGGAUAUCACAAUGAACACCACGAUUUUCCUGCCAUCGCUGGAAGAAGGCUACCAGAAGUGAAAAAAUUAGCACCUGAGUUCUAUGAAACGAUUCCGUAUCACACGUCGUACAUUAGAGUAAUGUAUGACUUUGUACGAGACCCUACCGUUGGCCUUUAUGCCAGGAUUAAACGAAUACCAUUGAAAAAAGCUGACUAGAGUGUAUUCAUUAAAUAGUAAUAAUAUAUGAUGCCAAAUCAAAUGAUUAAUCGUAGACAUGGUGAUAAACGAACUACAAUUUUGUAACGGUUAUAUACGAAGUAAAGAAUUAGCAGCAUUGUGGUUGUUAUUCCAUUUUCAGACAUAAUUAGGAAUUGAAUUGUGAAUAACAUUUGUCCUUCGUUAAUAUGAGAACGCUCGUCGAAUUUUGACACAUAAUUAUUGUUAUCAUCCUUAGUUCCGCAGAAUCUUUGAGCGAAGAAUUAUUGAUUUCAGCAUGAGAGUUAUAAUUAGGGAAGAGUUAACCACCAACAAUAGUAUGGAGUAGAAAAAUACGGA
Messenger RNA from Malaya genurostris, 1305 nucleotides. Its product is annotated as sphingolipid delta(4)-desaturase DES1-like. The coding region runs from base 1 to 966 and encodes 321 amino acids. Gene Ontology annotation, biological process: ceramide biosynthetic process. Lineage: Eukaryota; Metazoa; Arthropoda; Insecta; Diptera; Culicidae. The transcript has a single exon. The record is from RefSeq and is a predicted model, not a curated record. Gene Ontology annotation, cellular component: membrane. Gene Ontology annotation, molecular function: sphingolipid delta-4 desaturase activity.